Vanessa atalanta (red admiral) is the source of this 1068-nucleotide messenger RNA. RefSeq lists its product as uncharacterized. The coding region runs from base 1 to 1068 and encodes 355 amino acids. Gene Ontology annotation, molecular function: nucleic acid binding. The record is from RefSeq and is a predicted model, not a curated record. The transcript has 2 exons. NCBI's taxonomy places the organism in Eukaryota, Metazoa, Arthropoda, Insecta, Lepidoptera, Nymphalidae.
AUGCGUCUGCCAUUUACCUCCAAACCAUUGUUAACCAGUCUUUCAACAAAGAUUCUCGAUCGCUUCCAGACGCCACUGUCACCAGAAAUGACCGACCAAGUAAAAAUAUUACUGAAGCAGAGGGUUCUAGAAGUGCUUCAGUUGCAGUCCAGGGUGCUAGCGAGAUCAUCAAUGAAAGAAAUGAACUUGCAAGCUACAGUAAUGAAAGAUCUCAAGUGGUGGAUCAAUACCAUGGAAAUGUCGCAGCCAAAAACAACGUUGCAUUUGAAACUGAUUCAUCAUUUUUUGACAACAGAUGCUGCAGAUUUUGGAUGGGGAGCUCAAAUGGACGAUCAGACAGUGUCAGGCAAAUGGAGAAAAGAUCAGAUGCAAUGGCAUUGCAACCGCAAAGAAAUGUUUGCCAUAAUAGCAGCUAUAAGACAUUUCAGGCGUCAUCUGAUUUUACAGUCAGACAAUCGAACAGUCAUCUCAUAUAUUCAAAAAGAAGGCGGCACACGAUCGAUAGCUCUUCUCAACCAAACAUACCAGCUUCUAAAUUACCUGGACAAGUGGGAUAUCACGAUGACAGCAGAGUAUAUUCCUGGGAAAUUCAACGACAUCGCCGAUCGUCUAUCGAGAGGGAAACAAGCAGCCGAGUGGCACCUAUUGAAACCUGCUCUCAAUGUGAUAUUCCGCAGGUUUGGAGUACCACAGAUAGAUUUGUUUGCCACAAAAGAAACAAGAGUAGUACAGAAUUACGUCUCGAACAAUUGUCAGGACUCCUCAGCUCUAUUUUGCAACGCCUUCAGUCGUCCAUGGCGGUUUCAGCUAGCGUGGGUAUUCCCUCCGCCGAGUCUCAUCCCACGCGUGCUGCAACAUCUCAACACGGCUCAAGGAACCUUUUUGAUCGUUGCCCCGAUGUGGAAGAGAGUAUUUUGGCUUCCGGAUCUCCGCAGGCGAGCUUUAUGCAAACCUUUGAAAAUCCAACGUUUAUCUCAAGUGCUGGUGGAUCAUACGACGGGCUUGCCACCUUCCCGAAUUCAAGACAUAAAGCUUUUCGUCUGGAAAAUUGGGGCUGGGAAGAUGUAA